AUGGUGAAAGCGAGAAACGGCAUUUUUAGCGCAGAUCCGAAUAUAGCAUACGAUGUGCUUUAUGAAAACCAAAGAGGUUUAUUUAUGUUUGGCCAACCCUUUUUCAGUUCACAAGGCCUUCUACAAGUCGAUCCUCCAGCAUGGGUGGACGCUGAUUUCCGCUACUCUCCAUUCGAUAUCCUAUCGACUCCUCUUCCGGACCCGUCAUGGGAAUGGGUAUGGCGGACAUGGUACAUAGACAUGACCUACGAUGUCGACGACCAAGGCUGGUCUUACUCGUUUACCUUUCCUUCGAGAUCGUGGCACGGAUCACAUGUGUGGUUUCACGGUUUUGUGCGCCGGAGACGGUGGAUCAGGAAGAGAAGAAGAGUCAAAGAUGAUGGUAGCGAGGAAGAGUAUCCGACCGCACUGGGAAUCAGAGAUCACAACAAAGCGAGAAAAGCGUAUUCCAUCGUUGAGGGCACGACGUUGAAUUACUUUUCGGUAGAGUCUUCAGCAGAAGAUGACGGGGGCUCGACUGAACGAACGUUUACUAUCGGCGCGUUGAUGCGCAGACUCAAAAAAGUGCGCUUGGACCGAGAGAAAAUUGAUGCGGUGGAGAGAUUUGUGUGUCUGGGAAAGGAUGAUAUUGUUUUACUGGCGCCUUUUAUGGAUCGGAUAGUAUCAUACCUGAUCUUUCAACAGUCGCGGCGUGAG
Myxozyma melibiosi is the source of this 696-nucleotide messenger RNA. Its product is annotated as meiotically up-regulated gene 65 protein. Gene Ontology annotation, cellular component: membrane. Lineage: Eukaryota; Fungi; Ascomycota; Lipomycetes; Lipomycetales; Lipomycetaceae. The record is from RefSeq and is a predicted model, not a curated record. The transcript has 3 exons. The annotation marks the transcript as partial.